This is a messenger RNA of Sesamum indicum (sesame), 981 nucleotides long. Its product is annotated as protein XRI1. Lineage: Eukaryota; Viridiplantae; Streptophyta; Magnoliopsida; Lamiales; Pedaliaceae. Gene Ontology annotation, biological process: female meiotic nuclear division; male meiotic nuclear division. The record is from RefSeq and is a predicted model, not a curated record.
UUGAGCCUUCCUAUCAAGUAAAAAGGCGUCGGAUGCUACACUUUGAGUCUGAAGUCCUGGAUGCGCCUCUUUGCGAUGAUGAGAUCUUUUUAAGAUCUAAGGAGACACAGGAUUCCCUUGAUGAUACUUUCUCUGAAAUUUCAGAGUGGGUUGCUGGAUUUUCAGAAGGCACUUCUGCAUCCAGCAAUGAGUACUUGGACCCAUCAUCUGAAGGAUGGAUUGUUGAUUGCUUUAAUGAGGCUGAGAUGCAUGUCACAACUGAAGAAAUGAUGCCCGGAUCAUCUGAUGUUCAAGUCGAUAUUUCAGAGCUUUGCAACACUCCUCCUGAAUAUGAUGUUAAGGCAGUAGAAAAACAUCCUGUUCGUACUCAACGAAAUGUUGUUUUCAAAGGUAGAAAGUCGUAUAUGCGCACACCUCCUAAACUACCCUCUUCCGUUGUCUACCCAUUCACCUUCAUCAAACCAUGUGGUGUCCAUGGCGAUGUGACUCUGAAGGACAUAAACCAACGGCUGCAUACUCCACCAAAAUCGAAGCAAAACGAGCAAGACCCUACUGCUUCUUACCCCACAUCAGCAUUUUCUGGGAAGCCCGUUGUUGGGAAAACUAAAAUCCGCACAGAAGGUGGAGAAGGCAGCAUUACUAUUGUUAGGACCAAAGGUUAAUGUACCUUUCUCCUACUCUUUGAUGCCUGUUUCUGCUACCCACUGGAAGAAGCUAUAACAGAAGCUAACUUUAAAGUUAACAUUAUGCAUAGAGUUCAUAAUACAGCAUAUGAAUGCACCUGCAAAUUGUCUGUCUAGUGUAGCUGUCUUUACAUAUGAUCGAUGAUUUAGUAGUGUUUAAGGAUCUUCGCUCUUUAGAGGAAACGUUCGUACUUUCUACUGUGAAAAACAUGUGUUUAGUUCGUAUUUAUCGUCACUUGUGUGAUCCCUUUGUACUUAAUUGUGGAACUUUAACAUUGAAACCUUAUUACUUCCUUAA